AUGUCGAUCAUGGGCUCUGAGCAGUCACGGCCCCGUACAGAGGCACAGGCCAAAGCCGUCCCGGCGGCAGCGACGGUGGACGCAGAGGUCGCAGCUGAUGCCGUCGGCGAUGUCAAAGCGACAGCAGACGAGAGCGUCGAUCGUGCCGCAGAUCACCAGCCUUUGCCUCCGAACGAUAACCCAGAGGUCGUCAGCGUGUCGGUGAAAGAGGCCACAUCCACAAAGCCCGUCGAGACGAUGGCACCUGCCCGCACGAUUCCGGACGAAGCCAAGGUCAAGACCGAGCGGGCGGACGCGGAUACCGCACCGUCAUCGCUGGCCGCCACACCACCCGAGUCGGCAGCCGAGACAGAGCUCGACUCAUCAGAGCUCAAGACGGACGACGCCGCCGCUGUCCCUUCCAACCUCGAGAUCAAGACCGAGGGCGACAAUGCAGCGAUCGCGGCGGAGGCCAAGUUGACGGCCGAGGAGGCCACUCAACCGCCGGCGGCCACUCCGACAAAGGCCCAGGAGGACGCCGAGACAGCAGGCGCCCUCUCGACGAAGGAAGAAGGACAGGAGAAAGAGGAUCGCGACGACUUCGUGCCCGGGGACAUGGAGCACAUUGUCGCCACCGGCGCAUCCGAAAGCGCCGGUCAAUCUAUGGAGUCGCUCCGGGACGCCGUCCGCAAGGCGCGGGAGGCGGCAGGUACGCCCAGAGAAGCCCUGCCGCCAGGCUUUGAGGACGACAUGGAAGGGCAAGCUUCGGGCGAAGAAGCCUCCAUCGCAAAGGACGAAGACAACGAGGAGCCGGCAGAAGACCUCAAAGAUGCGGUGCGCAAGGCGAUGCAGGCGUCUGGAAUGUCUGCCACAGGCGACAACGGUGAUGAUGCCGCCAGCAGCAACAGCACUAGCGACAGCGACGACGAAGACGGUGGAUCGUCUUCUUCCGACGACUCCGAUUCCGAAGACUCGGACGAAGAGGACGCGGGCGAGGUGGACGCUGCUCUCGGCGUUGGAGCCGACGAUUACGACGACGAUGACGACGAGGCAGGAGCGGGCGGCGCUGGUGAAGCUCCUAAGACCAAGAACGAGGUCGUGGCGCCCGACGUCGAGCUGCCGGCAAUACAGACGCUGUCGCCCGGAGACCUGGCCAUGGUGCGACCUCUGGGCCAGGUCCACUCGAUCGUGGACAGCGUCGUCGUCGUCGCCCAGGACGUCACCAAGAAGGAAGGAGAGGCGGGCAACGCCGCUGGCAGCGCAAGCGCAGGCGCAGGCUACAAGGGCAAGCAAGCGGUCCGGGGCGCGCCCAUCGACAGCACGGGCCGUCGGGGCGAGGCGGACGAGGGCGAGUACAGCGUGCUCGACACGGGCAGCCUGCUGUGCUUUGAGGACGGCAAGGUGCUCGGCCUCGUCUUUGAGACGUUUGGCUCGGUCCACGCGCCCCUCUACUCGAUCCGCUAUCCGUCGGCGGCGGCCAUCGAUCGGGACGUGGUCCAGGUCGGCCGCGUGGUCUGCUACCUGCCCAACGCCAGCACCUAUGUCCUGACGCGGGUGCUCAAGGCCAUGAAGGGCAGCGACGCCAGCAACAUCUACGACGAGGAGGUCGGGGAGGACGAGGUCGAGUUCUCUGACGACGAAGCCGAGGCCGAGGCGAAGCGGAAGCACAAGGAGAACAAGCGGGCCAGGCAGGAGGCCAACGGCACCGACCGCGGCAACAAGCGCCAGAAGGGCAGCGGCAAGCAUCCGCAGCACCAGAAUCCGCAGCAAGGCCAGCAGCAGCAGCAGCAUCAGCAACAGCUGCGACACGGAGGUCAUCCCCGUCCCUCGUUGCCGGCGCGGCCCAUGGCUGCCGCUCUGCCGGCGCGACCCAACUUCGACAUCGAUGCUCCGCCGAGUCGCAGCGGCACGGGCGGCGGUAUCGGUGGCCGCACCAUCCUCUCCUACGACGAUGCCGGAGCCGGUGGAGAUGCAGGGGUCGUCGCGAUGGCCCCACGCUCGUCUGGCGCAGCCGCAGGGGCAGCGGUCCUUGGAAGGCCACCUCAGCUGGCCGGGCUGCCUCCGGUGCCUCGCGGAAUGGGAGGAGGAGGAGGGGGAGGAAGCGGCGCCGGCCCUGCCGCCAUCAAGGACAAGGGCCGCGGCAUCGCCGGACUGCCGCCCAAGCCUGCCAGCCUGCCCCAGUCGCCGCACUCUUCGGCGGCAACGUCACCCGCGCUGCCCCAAGGCUCCUCUGCCUUCAACGCCACCCCACCGAUGGGAGCUUCGUCGGGCCGCUUCAACAGCCCUCCAGGCUCUGCCGGUUCCCCGCUGCCGCCGGUCAUCGGCCCGCCUCAGCACUAUCCGCGCUCAUUUGGCGGCCAGCAUGCCGUCAGCCCGCCCGUUGGCGGCGGUCACCCUCAGCAGCUGCCGCCUCCCCCCACGGACAGCGCUGGUGGCCAUUACAACCCGCACUUUGCGGGCUACUGGGCUCAGCAUCAGCAGCAGCAGCAGCCGCCAGCCUACUGGGGCCAACCAGUGGCCGCACCCGGGCCGUCCUACGGCGGCUACCCGGGCCAGAUGUACCCGCCAGCUCACUACGCUGGCCAACAGUACCCGCCGCAUGUCGCACCUUCGGCGACGGCGAUGGCGUCUGGGCCAACGAGAGCCCCUGCACAGCAUCAGCAGCGACCGCAGCAGCAACAGCAGCACCAGCAGCAGGCUGAGGGUCCACCGACGCAGUACGGCGGGUACGGCAUGGGCUAUGGGAGCGCGGGCUACCCUGCUGGCGCUGCGGCGGGCGGAGGCUAUCCCGGGUACAACCCGGCUGCUGCCGCAUACGGCGGCUCAGGCUACGGCUACCCCGGCGGCACCGGCCGGCCCGACGCGAACGCAGCGUACCCUUCGGCCUACCCGACGAGCGGCGGCGUUCCCGACGCAGGCGAAGGCGGCAGCAGCGGCAGCUAUGAUCCCAAGCGACCCAGCUACCCCGGCCAAGCGUCGCCGGCGUCGGGAUAUCCGCCUCCUCCUGCAUAG
This is a messenger RNA of Pseudozyma flocculosa PF-1, 2991 nucleotides long. RefSeq lists its product as uncharacterized. The coding region runs from base 1 to 2991 and encodes 996 amino acids. The transcript has a single exon. Gene Ontology annotation, biological process: box H/ACA snoRNP assembly; ribosome biogenesis; pseudouridine synthesis. NCBI's taxonomy places the organism in Eukaryota, Fungi, Basidiomycota, Ustilaginomycetes, Ustilaginales, Ustilaginaceae. Gene Ontology annotation, molecular function: RNA binding. Gene Ontology annotation, cellular component: sno(s)RNA-containing ribonucleoprotein complex. The record is from RefSeq and is a predicted model, not a curated record.